AAAAACAAUCAUUUCUUAAAUUAUAUUUUAUUAAAAUACUUGAACAAAUAUCUUCAGGAGUAUGAAAUUCUCCGAUAUAUUCUCUCAUAUGUAUAUAGGAAUUAUAACAAUUUAAGCUUUUACUACUAUUAUGAUAUUUGUUUAAAAAGAAAAAAAAAAAAAAAAAAAAUCGCAAAAGAGCGUUUUUUCUUUUCAUUAGAAGACGCUACUCUGAAAUAUUUUGCUGUUAAGAGCUUAGUUAGGCUCAAGUUUUAUGAAACUUUUUGUUAAAGUCUUUGAAACAAAACUUAAGAUUUUAAUAAAAGAAAAUAUACAAUUUUCUUUAAAAAUUUAACGAUUUCUUAAAACAGUGCGGAUUUCUAAAAAGCAAGUGGGAAACCGAUAAUACUUCUGAAAAUUUAGCCCGUUUGGAUGGCACAAGAAAAUUGGGUACUAAACGUAAACCGACAAUGGAAGAAUAUUUACAAAUGGACGAUUGGCAGCCGCGGAUCGCAACGAAUGGUAAAAAACGAGUACGUUGGGCUGAUAUCGAAGAGAAACGUGAACAAGAUAAAAUGCGUGCUGUGGGUUUUGUUGUCGGACAUACCGAUUGGAAACGCAUGAUGGAUCCGAAUGCAGCUAAUCGCGCUUUAAAUAAAACUAAAUAUAUAGAACGCGUUAAAAAACGUCGCUGAAUACUACGUUCACAUAAUUUAGAUUUACGCUUUCCAAUAAUAUAAUAUGUUUAAAUAAUCACAUCAAAUACAUAUUUAUCUGUAGGCUCUGCUACUUUGUUUGAGUUAAUAUUUUAUCUUAACAAUAUCUAUGCACUGUCUUAUACACUUGUCACAAGUGAAUGAAAUACAUACUUAUACAAAUCGAUAUAAAUAUGUUCGGGGUUUCUCCGCAAUUCAUACGAACAAUUGUGUUAACAAAAACAACUAAAAGAAGGCUUUCGCUAUGUUCGUCUGUCGUGGCGCCGAUUAUAAAUUCUAAAUUUUACAUCUGCAGUAUUUAACUUGGGGUUCAUUCUCUCUUUGUCACUUUACUCAAAUCAUGUAUGAAAAGUAUGUAAAUUCUUAGAGAGCUUUUGAUGGCAUAUCUAUCAAAAAAUGUUUGUGAUACAUCAUUGAGCCUUAUUCGUGCAGUAGCUUUUGCAUUGUUUCAAAUAAUGCAAAUAUAUUAUAGGGUAAAUCCGAAAUACCCUAUAAAAGUGGCUGCAAUGAAAUACGCAGAGAUACAAAAAAAGUUUUGAGUAUAUAUUCGUGCGUAGCGUUGUACGUAGUGGGUUUCAAAGAUUCGGUUGAGAACGAAUGCAAUAUCCUUUUCCAUUUCUAUUUUUAUUUUUGUGUCUCUUCGUCUUUUGCUUUUUAUUUUGCUUCUUUUGUCAUU
This is a messenger RNA of Glossina fuscipes, 1371 nucleotides long. Its product is annotated as YLP motif-containing protein 1-like. The transcript is spliced from 3 exons. Lineage: Eukaryota; Metazoa; Arthropoda; Insecta; Diptera; Glossinidae. Gene Ontology annotation, cellular component: nucleus. Gene Ontology annotation, biological process: regulation of telomere maintenance. The record is from RefSeq and is a predicted model, not a curated record. Bases 450 to 674 code for a protein of 74 amino acids.